GCCAUGGAUUUCUCGCGGUUCCUGUCGGACGAGUUCGAGGUGAAGGGCUGGGUGAACGCGGCGUUCCGCGCCGUGCAGCAGGAGGAGGCGCCGGGCAAGGUGGACGCGCACGCCGCCACGCUGGUGAUGAAGCUGCAGCUCUUCAUCCAGGAGGUGAACAACGCCGUGGAAGAAACGAGCCACCAGGCUCUCCAAAACAUGCCCAGAGUCCUCCGUGAAGUGGAGGUCUUGAAACAGGAGGCAACAUUCCUGAAGGAGCAGAUGAUCCUUGUUAAAGAAGAUAUAAAGAAGUUUGAAGAAGACACAGCUCAGUCCAUGCAGGUGCUGGUGGAGAUUGACCAAGUGAAGUCCAGGAUGCAGUUGGCUGCCGAGUCGCUUCAGGAAGCAGACAAAUGGAGCACACUAAGUGCAGAUAUUGAAGAGACUCUUAAAACACAGGACGUGUCCCUGAUCUCAGCCAAGCUGACGAGCAUGCAGAGCAGCCUGGCCAUGCUGGUGGACACACCAGAUUAUUCAGAGAAGUGUGUGCACCUGGAGGCACUGAAGAACCGCCUGGAGGCCAUGGCCAGCCCUCAGAUUGUUGCUGCUUUUAACUCCCAGUCUGUAGAUCAGGCAAAAAUGUUUGUUAAAGUCUUCACAGAAAUUGAUCGGAUGCCGCAGCUUUUGGCUUAUUAUUACAAGUGUCACAAGGUGCAGCUGGUGGCCGUGUGGCAGGAGCUGUGCCAGAGUGACCUGAGCCUGCAUCGGCAGCUGAGCGAGCUCUAUGACACCCUGCUGGGGACCUGGCACUGCCAGCUGCAGUGGGCAGCACAGGUUUUCAAGAACCCCCAUGAGAUCGUGACAGUGCUGUUGAUUCAGACCCUGGGAGCCCUGGUGCCGUCCAUCCCCGUGUGCCUGAGCACUGCCAUGGAGAGCACAGCCCAGGACGCCAGGCUGGCCCAGCUGCUGGAGCUCCACGACGCCUCCGUGCACUUCGCCAAGGGGCUGGAGGUGGCCAUGCUGCCAAACCUCAAGGAGCAGAACCUGGUGAAGGUGAUGGAGCUGGUGGAAGUGGUGUUUGCUCCGUACAAGCCCUAUCAGCUCGAGUAUGGAGACCUGGAAGAGGAGAAUCUGCUCAUCCAGAUCAGUGCAGUGCCCUUGGAGCAUUGGGAAGUGAUUGAUUGUGUCCAGGAACUGAACCACUCGGUGAACAAACUCUUCAUCCUGGCGGGCGGAGCCGUCGACAACUGCCUCAAGCUCACGGAUGGCCUGGGGGUGUGUGGGCUGCUGAAGGCCCUCAAGGCCCUGUUCUCAAAGUACACAUCUGACUUCACAAACACACUGCAGUCCAUACGAAAGAAAUGCAAGCUGGAUGAUGUGGUGGCAGAUUCCCCGUUCCAGGAGGACUGGACUGCAUUCCAGAGCUCUGUCCGGAUAAUUUCCACUUGUGGUGAGCUCCUUCAUCAGUGUGGAGACUUUGAGCAGCAGCUGGCCAACAGGAUUUUGUCAGCUGCUGGGAAGUAUCUCUCAGACUCCUACAGCCCUUGCAGUUUUUCUGGCUUUCAGGACACCAGUUCUGCAGAAAAGAAGAGCUCCAUAAAAAAUCCCUGGCAGGAAUACAAUUAUCUCUUGAAGGAGAACCCAUCUGAGUAUGCCAGCCUUAUGGAAACACUUUACACUCUGAAGGAGAAAGGCACCAGCAACCACAACCUGCUGGCCUCGUCCCGAGCAGCCCUGAGCCGCCUGAACCAGCUGUGCCACCAGCUGGCCUUUGACUCCGUGUUCCUGCGCAUCAAACAGCAGCUGCUGCUGCUGCCCAGGAUGGAGGGCUGGAGUUCUGGUGGCAUUGGUGAGACCCUGACAGAUGACCUGCCAAACUUCAGCCUGACCCCUCUGGAAUAUAUCAGCAAUAUUGGGCAAUACAUUAUGUCUCUUCCUCUGCACCUUGAGCCAUUUGUCACUCAAGAGGAUUCUGCUUUGGAACUGGCAUUACAUGCUGGAAAACUGCCAUACCCCCCAGAGCAAGGUAGGGUGAGUAAAACCCAGGAGGAGCCUCUAAAUCAUGAGUAAAAUGUUUUUUGGUUUCAUUCAGACUGGUAGCUUUGGCUUGGUCUGUGUGAGUUUGGUGUUCAUUUAAACGAUGGUUUGGGGUUUCAGGAGUUCUGUUGGGUUUUGGCUCCUGUUCAUGCUCCAGGGGGCUGUUACCUGCUGUGUCCCUAAUCCUGCUGCAGGUAACUGCAGCAGCCACCUAAUGCCCUUCCCUGCAGGCUGGCAGUGUGGCAUGGUGUGCUGGGCUUGGUCUCUUUAUGGUGUUGUUAUUUCCACAGUGAGGAAAGCAUAGAGCUUGGUAUUUACAGUCUUCCUGGAACCUUCCAAAAACACCCUCCUUAGUUCAGGCUUUUGCAUUAUUAUUGUGUCACCUUCAAGCGUUUUCAUGUAGUGGCUUGAUAAUUUUCAGAACACUAAUGAACACAGACUGCCUUUAGGGCUGGGAAAAAAACUCUUGUCAUUCUUUGUGAAUCUUGUGAAUCCUUGUCACUGCUGUGGCUUGCAAAGUGCUCCUGGAAGAGGAUCCUUGGGAAGUGCCAGGCAGUGUCCUGUCCCACUUGUCACCCAUCAGCCCUUGGGAAGUGACUUACCUGGAGAGUGACCCAGGUGCUUUGGGUCUGGAGCUCGUGUCAGUGGUGUGCAGCACAGGGAGGGUACAGGGCUGCUUUGAUUGCUCCAAAACCAGCUGAUAAACUCUGCCUAGAUGUCCUGAAGGAGCAGUUCAGGCGUUAUUAACCAGUUAUGGUUCUGUGUUGUACAGACACAGCCAGGGCGGGGUCUGUGUGUGUGCAGAGCUGACAGGGGCUGUCUGUCUGUCUGUCUGUCUCUGUGCAGGGGAUGAGCUGACAGGGGCU
Molecule: messenger RNA, 2882 nt
Organism: Sturnus vulgaris (Common starling)
Lineage: Eukaryota; Metazoa; Chordata; Aves; Passeriformes; Sturnidae
Source: RefSeq, a predicted model, not a curated record